GCGUGAUUUCCCUCCGAUCAUUGGGGGGGGGGCAAGAGGGAGGAUGGCGCCGCGUUCGUUGCCAUGACGCCCUUAACGGCGUGUCUUCCGUCCCUAUGACCAAGAUGCCGGUUUCACUCGCUCGAGUGUUCGCAGAGUUGGUCCCGCCAACCGUCGAGACGAAGGGCGCGGAAAAUUAUUCGCCCGGCGCUGCCAACGAGACUCCGGGAUUUUUACAGUCUCCUGGCAGGGAGGUGCACGUGAGUGGGACCGCGGAACUAAGCGCAGGCCCGGAUCGGGCAAAGGUCACGGUCCACCUCGGGAGCAAGAAAGCGGAGGCCCCGGCGGCGCGGACCAGCGUCGCUCGGCGCCUGGACUACAUCGUCCAGACCGCCCGACAGCGCGGCGGCAUGUCGGAGGAAAAUGUGACUGUAACAAAGAACUUCAAUAGAAUAGAUAAUGCUUAUAAGAUGGAAGCAGAGAUCUGCAUUACGUUCAGUGAUUUUGGGAAAAUGCAAGAUGUUUGUAACUUCCUUGUUGAGAAGCUAGAUAGUUCUGUCAUCAUCAGCCCACCUCACUUUUACCACACAGUGGAGACCAUAGAUAAACUUCGGCGUGAGGUAUGCCUUGCUGCAGUUGGAAGUGCACAGCAAAAAGCCCAGCAGGUCUGCCGAUUGUUUGGCCAGUCACUGGGGAAACCUUUGCUAAUAAGGGAAGAAGAAAUGAAGGAAUGGGAAGGCCACCUAGAAAAACAUGUCACCGAUCUCUCAGACUCAAUGAGUUUGCAGCAGAGACUCCAAAGUGCUACCAUUUAUGUUUCCUCAAAGAUGUUUGCUGUCUUUGAGAUAAAGGGAGAAAAAAAGAGAAAACAAGCAGCUCUUUUAAACACGAACUGAUUUUAUUACUAAAGAUCUGACUUAAUAUUCUUUCCUUUGGGGAAUAAAAGUUUUUGGUAGGUAACUCUGCUUGUUUUUCAUUGUCAGAAAUUUAAAGGGACAACUGUAGUAAGAAAUCAAGUUGUUUACUGUACUGCAAUUGCAUAUUGUGGGGUCAAAGUCCUAGCUGAGCAUUGAUUCCAUGUCUUCCUUUUUGAGGAGGCUGAUGUAUUGUGAUGAAUAAGAUCAGCCUUCCCUGUGUUAUUCUAGAGGCAUGGUGCUGUUUCUUUCAGAAGUUUCAUGCCCCAUUUUAGCGCAAUUAGGGCUAUUUUUGCACAUGCCGAUAGUUCUCGGAAGUGGAAAUGAAGAAGGCAGGUGUCUUUCACACAUCCAUCUGUCCUCCAGAAAAUUGUACCAUAUCCAUUGUAAUUGCAUGUGAAACAUUUCAAAAAGCUGUUAAACAUACUUGAUUAAAAUUUCAAAGGACAAUUUUAA
Molecule: messenger RNA, 1349 nt
Organism: Sphaerodactylus townsendi
Lineage: Eukaryota; Metazoa; Chordata; Lepidosauria; Squamata; Sphaerodactylidae
Gene: IRAK1BP1
Product: interleukin 1 receptor associated kinase 1 binding protein 1
Exons: 4
Coding region: 96-875 (259 amino acids)
Biological process (GO): immune response; canonical NF-kappaB signal transduction
Source: RefSeq, a predicted model, not a curated record